CCAGCCAGCUUUAAUGGGACGGGAUGUGUUAUUUUUAAAGAUACACCUGGUAAAAUAUUUUUAUUUUUUCAACGGUACCAUCCUCUGCACCAAUUGCUUCAUCCAGAUUACUAUACGUAGUAAGAGGGGUAGCAGAAACACAAUCCAUUUAAUGCCUGUAGUAAUGAAGACAGCUGUGAUUUUACUAGGAAAGGGUUUCUCAACCUCAGGCCUUUUAAGAUGGGUGGACUUCAACUCCCAGGAUUUUAUGUUUUGCUGGCUGGGGAAUUCUGGGAAUUGAAGUCCACCCAUCUUAAAGGGACUAAAACCCUAAACCUAGAUUCUUGUUUUAACCCAAUAGAUAGCACUCAAGUUAUAACCAUUCAUUUAGUGACUAUUUGAACUUACAGCAACAUUGAAAAAGAGUGACUUAUGACCGUUGUUCACACGGCCAUGGCAGCAUCCCCAUUAAUCAACAUUCGAGCCCUUGCCCAUCGGUUCAUAUUUAUGACGGUCGCAGCAUCCCGGGGUCAUGUGAUCCCUUGUUGUGGCCUUCUGACAAGCAAAGUCAACGGCAGCCCGAUUUGCUUAACGACCGUGGCAAGAAACUCAAUUGUCUCACUUGUUAACAGAAACGCUGGGCUCCCUUGUCGUAAGUGGAGGACUACUGUACUGGCAGAUCAUGCAGAAGACAUGGGGGUUAGGGAAAGAGGGUGGAUGUGAACUGAUUCGCUCACUCGAGCCACCUCAAGAGCCAAGCUGCCCCCAACUGUGUCAAGAAAGAUCGUAAAAUGAAGCAAAACUCAAUUGUCUCGCUUAGCCACAGAAAUGUUGGGCCCCAUUGUGGUUGUAAGCCGAGGACUGCCUAUAUAGCCAGAUCAUGCAGAAGAGGGCAUGCGAUUUAGGGAGGGCGAGUGGGAGUGAACGGACUCGCUCACUCGAGCCACUUCAAGAGAAAACCUGCCUCCAAUCAUGUCCUGAGGAAACUGCUCCAGUUAUUAACUCCUUUCCUCCCUCGCUUUUAGCAUCCUCCGUGACCAAAGGGCCAGUUGCCACAAACAGUGACACCGAAGGAAGCCAGCCGGCGGGCCGCAAACGGCGCUGGGGCGCCAGCACCGCCACGACCCAGAAGAAACCUUCGAUCAGCAUCACCACCGAAUCCCUCAAGAGCCUGAUCCCAGAGAUUAAGCCACCGCUAGGAGGUCAGGAAGCUGUGGUGGACCUUCACGCCGACGACUCCCGCAUCUCCGAAGACGAAGCCGAGCGCCACUUGGAAGAGCCAGCUCACGAGAAAGCGCUCAAGAUCUGCCGUACCGUCACGCAG
Thamnophis sirtalis is the source of this 1303-nucleotide messenger RNA. Lineage: Eukaryota; Metazoa; Chordata; Lepidosauria; Squamata; Natricidae. The record is from RefSeq and is a predicted model, not a curated record.